GAAUGAGUGAUGACCUCUGUGGUGGUGUCAGAUGGAGGAGGGAACAUAGUGGAGUACGUGACCGUGGUGGACGAGUCCCAGCAGGAGCCCACUGAGGAGGAGGAGCAGGAGGAAGUGGUCCAGCAGGAAGUGGAGGCUGUAAUCAUCGAGGAGGUGGAGGAGGAGGAGGAGGAGGAGGAUGGGGUGGUGCUGCAGGAGGAAGGCUGCCCUGCUGUCAUCGUGGAGGAGGUGCCCAGCGCCCAGGUGGAGGAGUGCUACUCAGCCCAGGUCCUGGUGUACGAUGACGGCACCUACCUGAUGCAGGAUGUGGCUGAGGAGCAGGAAGUGGUCACAGAGGUGGCAGAGACAGGUCCAGACAUCAUGUGUUUUGACAAAACCUUUGAGGCAGCUGAGGCUCUGCUCCACAUGGAGUCUCCUGGAGGUCUGCACAGUGAGCGCAGCACAGUCGAGGACGUGAUGAUGGAGACGGUGGUGGAAGUGUCCACAGAGUGUGGAUCCAUCGAGGAGGAGUCCUUCCCCAUCGUUCCUGACAUUGAACCUGCUGCCAAGAAGAAGAGAGGAGGUGGACGUAGGCCCAAGACUCAGCAGCCUGCCUCCAACGGCUCCUAUGACCUGGGGAUGAAGAAGAGACCGAGAGAGGGGAAGG
Austrofundulus limnaeus is the source of this 646-nucleotide messenger RNA. RefSeq names its product ETS-related transcription factor Elf-2. Gene Ontology annotation, biological process: cell differentiation; regulation of transcription by RNA polymerase II. Gene Ontology annotation, molecular function: sequence-specific DNA binding; DNA-binding transcription factor activity, RNA polymerase II-specific. Lineage: Eukaryota; Metazoa; Chordata; Actinopteri; Cyprinodontiformes; Rivulidae. The record is from RefSeq and is a predicted model, not a curated record. Gene Ontology annotation, cellular component: nucleus.